GACUCUUCCUUCUAAGUAAUAAGACGCUUCCCUCUUUCUCUCUAUCGCUCUGUCCAGAUGAAAAAGAGAAAGCCAAGAUCAACGCAGAGGAGCUGCAAAUCAAAAAAGUGAAGAAGAAAAAGAAGAAGAAACACAAAGAGGGGGAGAAGCACAAACGAGUGAAGAUGUACCACCGCUCCUGCCAAACCAUUUGCGCUGGCCUGCUCCUCCACCCCACCUCUCCUCCUCCAUCCUCCAACCCCACACACAACUCCUCCCUGUCCCCGUUUAAGUCCCCUCUACCGGUUUUCCCUCCACCGAACAACAAAACUGCACACCUCCCGCCUUCCUCCCCUCCCCUCGUCUCCAAAUCUCCCUUUAACUCCUCUCUCCACAACUCUCAGUCGCCCUCCAUCAAGACGCCGCAACCUUCCCCGACCAAACACCAGCCGCAGUGCGCCUACCCCGGCAUGGCGGGACUGGAGUUCGCCCCGUACAUCCACAUAGAGAACCAGCCUAACGGAGGGGCCCUGGUGGCCCACGCCUACACGUCUCAGCUCUCCGCUCUCUCCGUGGGCCAGAGGCAGAGAUUCGCCCAGGAGUUCGUCACCUUGGCUUUCAGCGAGGACUCAUCCCAGGCAGCUCAUUACGUCAUGGGGAUUGUCCACGGAGAAGCCGGCUACCUACCUGACUUCCUGGACUACUUCUCAUCCAAGUUCCCAUCAGCUCCAGUCAAAAUGGAAAUACUGGGAAAGAAGGACAUAGAAACCACCACUAUGGUUAAUUUCUACUCUCAG
Morone saxatilis (striped sea-bass) is the source of this 776-nucleotide messenger RNA. Its product is annotated as lysine-specific demethylase RSBN1L-like. Gene Ontology annotation, cellular component: nucleus. NCBI's taxonomy places the organism in Eukaryota, Metazoa, Chordata, Actinopteri, Moronidae. The record is from RefSeq and is a predicted model, not a curated record.